Molecule: messenger RNA, 1649 nt
Organism: Podospora bellae-mahoneyi
Lineage: Eukaryota; Fungi; Ascomycota; Sordariomycetes; Sordariales; Podosporaceae
Exons: 2
Coding region: 300-1649 (449 amino acids)
Source: RefSeq, a predicted model, not a curated record
CAGGUCUUGUGGAGUACUGAGUACAUUUGGCACCUCCUGAGCUUUUUGGCUUGGGAUUUUCUUGAUUCCCAAUUUGCUUGGAGUCGGCAAUCCUCGGUUUCUUAGUGAUCGAAGAGCAUAUCGAGCCACCAAUUUCGCUUCCCCAUGUUGGCCCCCGGGCUUUGGCGUCCCCAGUCCCUGAUCCCCGGGUCCAGCACCGCGACAUUCAGCAAAUCAGCGCCGUGCCAGCGGAGGCUCUUACCUGUCAAGCAUUUGCCAAGCUCGAAUUGUUCCCGUCAUGAUUGUGCCGAUCGUCAAGCAUGGACCGGGGAGCCAGAAAAAGAAAUGUCAGGACCAGUUCACCGGUUGUUCAAAUUGCGAACAGCCCCGCCUCUGGACCUCAACUUGAUUGGCGCAAUUUCAUCGACCAGAAAGCACGGUUGUUUGAUCAUCUAUCCCAUCUUCCUUCUCCAAUUGCUCCUGGGUCUGUUUUCGCAUUUGUUCUCAUUUCAUCCUACCAUGGUGUAAACGCAACCACCGCAAUCGAAUCCAGCGCCUCAACGACCUCGAUGGCACCCACCAUCACCGAGAGGGCAGCGUUUUUGGCCCGCCUUUACUUCGGAGUCACCGUCCCACUCCUGGCACUUGCUUUGGUUCCCUUUUGUGCAAGAAUAUAUGUGCGAAUAUGGCCGGUCUGGAGACUGGGAUGGGAUGAUGCCUUCAUUAUCGCUGGGGUGGCCUGCUCCAUUAUCGACUGGGGCCUCCUCAUCCCAGAGAUGCAUAUACACCCGGGAGACAUCAGCAUGGACGAAGUUCGAGAAGCUGUCUUUGUGGCAUAUUUUGCCAUUCCGAUUUGGGCUAUCAGCAUGACUUUGAUAAAGACGUCCAUUGUCUUGACUUUGUUGCGAUUACCUCUGAAAAAGCCAUGGAGGAUAGGCCUAUACGUGAUCGCUGCCGUUCAAGUCACCUACUGCGUGGCCGACAUGCAGUAUCUCUUCUUCAAAUGUCGACCAUUCCAUGCUGCCUGGGAUAUCAUGGUCCCUCUGCGCGAGCGAAAAUGCCCCAGCCUCCAUACAGACAUUGUAGUCUCCAGCAUCGGCUCCGCAAUCAACAUUACCACCGACCUGUUGCUUUCUGUUGCCCCGAUGUUCAUCCUUUGGAACCUACGCCGUCCGCUGAGGGAGAGGGUCGUGAUAUGCAUCCUGACAGGGAUGGGCUUAUUCGCCAGCGUCGCGUCGAUCAUGAAGGCCGUGGUCGUUGCUGAUUGGAGGAACGUGGAUGAUCAGUGGGAGAUGGCCAUGUCGAUUGCUACCUGGACCAUUCUCGAGCAGCUCAUCUCGCUUUUUGCUGCAUGCUGCCCUUCGCUGAAAGGCCCGAUCCAGGCCUUGCUGAGCAAAUGCGGUGUCAGUCUGACCAGACAGAAUACAAAUGUGUCUUUUGUGCACAUUCCAUCGAGGAUGAGAGAGAACCAGCUGAGGAGGGAGGCCAGAGAGUGGUUGGGUGAGGAAGACUUACAACCUUCACGUCAAGGCCCAUCUGAACUUAUCGCUGUCGUCGACGAAGAAAGCGAACGGUCAAAGAACAACUCUUCGUUGGUGUUGCCUCCUCUUCCGGGUUCAAAGACCCUGAUACCUCAGUUUUUGUUGCGCCGCCAGAAGCAUGGAGCCUGA